Phaeodactylum tricornutum CCAP 1055/1 is the source of this 5384-nucleotide messenger RNA. RefSeq lists its product with no specific name. Bases 55 to 4833 code for a protein of 1592 amino acids. The transcript has a single exon. The record is from RefSeq and is a predicted model, not a curated record. Gene Ontology annotation, biological process: macroautophagy; autophagy of peroxisome; late endosome to vacuole transport. Gene Ontology annotation, cellular component: phosphatidylinositol 3-kinase complex, class III, type II; phosphatidylinositol 3-kinase complex, class III, type I; late endosome. Gene Ontology annotation, molecular function: protein binding; protein serine/threonine kinase activity; ATP binding. Lineage: Eukaryota; Bacillariophyta; Bacillariophyceae; Surirellales; Neidiaceae.
ACAAGCCUCGUGAGUAUUCUUACCUGCUAAGCAAUAUACGAUUUACGGGUCUUGAUGGGUGCGGGUCAAUCGACGGUAACGGCUCCAGAUGAAGCCGCAUUGCGCGAGAGUUUGGAAACGCAACCGACUCUCCAAAGUUUUUCGUUCGAUGUGGCGCUCGUUCCCGGCUCGGGUCGCUUCACGCGAACCCACCGUCUUAAACACAAGUCGAUCGAAACUACAGCCGUGUGCAAAUCCAUGUGGAUUGCCGAAACAACCAGGAUCGAAACUCAGCGGGAAGAAUUGGAACGGAUUAAGCGAGUAUUGAAAGGGCAGCCUCAUGUCGCACCGUUCACAGCCUGGUUUAUUGGAGAAGCCCGAAGACCCCAACUCUACCGACCUAUUUUUGUUUUACGACCACAUUUUUAUACUACGCUUUCGGAUCGCUUGACGUCACGACCUUGGAUGCACCAUGUGGAAAAGGUAUGGGUGGCAGCGCAGAUUCUGGAUGCUCUGCAGCAUAUGCACGAGGCGAACGUGGUGCACGGGUUCCUGACGACGGAAAAUGUGGGCCUGACGUCGCACGGUUGGGUCGUACUGUUGGAUAUUGCGAGUUACAAAUCGGACCGAAUACUACCCGACGACGAUCCCACCGAAUAUAUGUACUACUUUCAUCCGUUGCAGCACGCCGAAAAAACGCGGGAGAAACGAUGCUAUUUGGCGCCUGAGCGGUUCUACACGCCAUCUUCAGAGAUCCUGACGACCAACGUGGCCCCCACAUCUGCGUCGGACAUCUUUAGCACUGGUUGUGUGUUGACGGAACUCUUCAUUAAUGGUGAAAGAUGUAUGGAUUUAGGCGAUCUGAUGGAGUACCGAAGACAGAGAACGAUGACGUCCGGGACCCAGCAGAAACUUAAUAAGAUCGAGAGCUCUCACCUACGAGCAGCGUGUCGUCACAUGCUUAAUUUGAAUCCGGAAGAUCGACUUUCAGCUCUGGCAUACAGGGAACGCUUAGAAGCCACAGAACAAAUACCACCCCCCUUGAAACGGUUGACAAAAUUGGUUGAGCGCCUUACGACCUCCCACUCGACACCCGAUGCACGUGUUGCUUUGAUGGCCGCGGAGUAUCCCCACGUGCUUUGGGAAACUAUGGGGAUGCAAGAUACCGUUGGUUGCGCUUAUUUUGCGAGAGUUAUGGGACCGGUAAUGUUGAACCAACUACCCGAAUCGACUAGUGAAAGUCCGACAAUUGCAUUGUUAAAGGACAGCAAGAAGACCAGUUUGUCCGCUAAAGACGCGUUAUUCGCCGAGACGGAGGAAUUGCUGAAGCAGCUUGAGUCGCUCGAUUUCGAAGGGGAAGAAGACUCUGUUGAAUCGUCUGAUCUUGAGGGAGCUUUGGCUCAAGCCGACGCAGUCAAAAACGACGAAGGUCCACCAUCUCCUCUCUCACAGGCUUCGCUUCUGAUUUACCUGCAGUCUGUGUUGUCGACAGUUCGUCAUGUCCAACGUCCCUCCUCGAAAUUGGUGGCGCUUCAAUUAGUCAAUCGGAUCUCUCGCUGUACGUCGGAUGAAGCCAGAAUGCAGCGAAUCGUUCCGGUAGCAAUAUCUCUACUCCAUGAUCAAGACGCUCUGGUACGAGCUUCUUCUCUUCGUCUUUUAGCUUUUACGCUGUCGAUCAUUCAGACAUUCCCACCAUCGGAUUCUAACGUCUUUUCCGAGUACGUUUUUAAAAAAGUUGCACAUAUGAUCACGGAUCCGUGUUUGAAUGUUCGCUUGGUCUUUGCUGAAAGUGUCGUAAGAUUGGCGGAAACAGCACAUCGAUUUCUUGAUAUUACGCAUGCCGUACGUCUGUAUGAAGCUGUUGGGAGCGGUCCUGGAAGCGGGCUCGUGUCAGAAGAGGCAAAUUCGUCUCGCUCUACACUGUUCGCCGACGACAUUACCAAGCUUCUGGACACCUCAGAGUCUGACAAGCCAGCUACCGAGAGAAUGGAGAGCUCGCUGUCGUCCGACUCUGGCCAAUCCGAAACCGCAUUGAUGGCGGCAGGGAAAAUUAUGAUCAAUAGCACAUAUGAUGUAGAGCUCUCCGCCUUGCACGAAAUAGUUUCAAGAUGGGUUGUACACAUUACCACUGAUCAGUCAGAACAUUCGUCUUUGCCAAAGCGAGCGUUGUUGAAAAAUCUCGGUGCACUGUGUAAUUUUUUUGGGCUCGAUGGCGUCAUGGCCUUUAUUUUACCACAAAUUUUAGCUUUUCUCAACGAUCGAAAAGACAGAGAACUUCGGUCCUCUUUGUUUCAACAUUUACCGUAUCUUUGUGGAACAAUCGGACGGGCCGCUACAGAAGAGUUUGUCCUUCCCUGUGUUGAAAUUGGCCUUGUCGACUGUGAGGAGAUGGUCGUCGCGGACGCCAUAGCGUGCCUCCGGAGGCUCGUCGAAAUGAAUCUAAUCUCUCGAUCAGUUCUCCUCGGUGCAGGGACAGCCUCCACUAGAGGUGGAGUUAGUUUGCUCGAACGGUACGCUCCACUUCUCAUGCAUCCUUGCUGCGAAGUACGGAAGCAAGCGCUAGAUUAUUUUGCUUCGAUUUGUGGGAUUGUCGGUUCGCCGGAUUCUGACGUUUACGUAUACCCGAUACUUUUGCCGUUCCUCCGUUACCGUGCUACUCGAGAGCAGUGCAUCUCGCCCGAUGCACUGAAGGAUUGCGUUAAACUUGCUUGGACAAGGAAAAGCUUCGAUACUGAACUCGAACGCUUGAUGUCAGUCCCUUCCUUUCAGAGUGCGGGGACUUGGACAACCGUGUCAGUUAGUGGUGGCCUCCCACAUCGAAGUAAAGUUGUUCAGGAAAACAAGCAAUCUACCUUAAAUGUCGAGCGAAUAGGACAGUUCUCCGUGCAAGAAAAUGUUUCGGCGUACUUUCGCAUGCUUGCCCGUCAUACAACUCAAACUUCCAAUCAAGACCUGCUCGCAGGGAAAUCUAUCUCCCUUUUACCGAGUGGGAUUCAAGGUUCAGUUAAGUCAGCCCAAAGUGUCAUGUUUCCGCGGCAUAAUGCGAAAAUGGUUGACGGAGCAAAGAUUCCGGAAUGGUACGCAAAACUUCGCGACUCAGCAGAAGGACAGCAUCUUUUUGUGUCGGAGACUUCUGCAAUUCGGUCAGUGUCGACACUCGGACAUGUAUACGGGCUAUCGAUUAUGGGUCCGUCUCAUGGAGAAACCGGAAAAAUAGUGGGUGCAGCAGAUGGUUCUAAUGGAAAUGAUGAAACUCUUUCGAGCUAUCUCAAAACGGGAGAAGCAAAAUCCAUUGAAGCAGCAAAUUUGGGAGAAUGGGGAUCCGAAGUGCUAUUGGACCCUGAACUUGUGGAUACGACACUUCUCGUGACGAAACUGAAGGCUAUGAACGUCCCACCGUUACCACUAGAUCUAGGAGAUCAGUUUGCUCCGGUAAUAUUGCCAGUUCCUAUCCGAAAGAACGGAGGUAAGCAGGGGGUUGUCCAAGCGGACUGGAGGCCUAGGACGAAUGCCUUGAUCGCAUCAAGUACCAUAUCUAGCGGUCAUACAGCGCCAGUUGUUCGACUUGCAGUUUCGCUGGACGGUCGCUUCUUCGUCUCCGCUAGCCAUGAUGGCUCUUGCCGUGUAUGGGAGACUCAGAAGGCUGAGCAGUCUGUUGGAAUCCUUGAAAGCAGCCUUGUCUACAAGGAUCAUUCGAUCACUGCCCCUGUCCGAAUAAAUGAUAUUGCUAUGGUCGAAGGAAGCCAUUCACUUUUUUCUGGAGACAGCGGUGGUUCUCUUCAUGUUUGGCGCGUAGAUAUGGUCGAAUCGUCUGCAAAACCAAGCUUUCAAGGAACUCUACCGACAAAUUUGAAUCACUCCAAAGUAGUAGGCUCUAGCAAUGUACGAAAGGUGGACGCCAAAGAGGGAGAGGUCCUUGCUUUGUCGCAUUUUAAUACCAUUUCCGCUUCGCUCUUGGCAUUUGCAACCCAGUCGGGUGCUGUCCACUCCUGGGAUCUGAGGUGUUCUAAGGAACCGUUUGUUUUCAAGCACACUCCAGACUUUGGGUUGCUUACCAGUAUGUCGAUCGGCAGCGAUAGACAAUACAUAGUGACAGGAACUUCGAGAGGGUAUCUAGCCUUGUGGGAUGUUCGGUUUCAACAACCAGUGAAAGUGUGGCAGCAUAGCCGCAGAGCUCCAAUUCAUCGUCUUGCUACUUCCUUCGUUCCCCCUCCGCAAAUGUGGACAUCUCGCGUAAACGAAUCAGAAGCCCGUCCUUUUCUUUUUGUCGCGAGUGGACCAAACGAGACCGGAAUGUUUGAUAUGAAAACCGGCUCUUGCAUGGAAUGUUUCAGGAGUUUCUCUAGCAAUUCUCUAGAUUUGCAAUCCGAGUUGGGCCUUCUUCCAACCCUCAACAAUAUCGACAUCUCCCGGAGGUCCAGCGGGGAGUCUUUAGGCAUCAACUGUCAGCGCCUGAGAGACACCGAGUUUGUUUCAUCGAAAGGAUCGAUUCAUUGCAUGGUUGGAAGUAUUGGAGCGAGUCACCAAAGUUUCCUUGUCACUGGGGGUAGCGACUGUCGAAUUAGAUUUUGGGACUUCUCCGAUCCUUCCAAGUGCUUUACACUUGCGGGACAGGAACAGGGCCAGAACCGACCAUACUUCGAAAGGAUAGACCUCGGAGAAGGGAAGGGGAGGCUCAUUGCUUGUCGGGAUGCAGAGUCCGGACCAGCACCGAGCCAUAUGUCAAGAAAAUUGCACCAAGGGGUAAAAAGACCCGACCAUCAUCACACCGAUUCAAUCCAGGAUCUGAAAAUCAUUGAUGGGUGUUCGCUUAUAAGCUGCUCGAGAGACUCUACGAUCAAGAUGUGGCGAUAGGAAACAAUCUUAUUAUUAGAUGUCCUCACUUACUUCGACCAAUUUCAGGUCUUUCUAAAAGAAAGCGGCAUCGAAGUUCUCACAUUUUCCGUCCGCGAGUUUGCUGUCGUCGCCUACAAGAUCAUCCUGGGGGUGGAUGCACUUGAUCGCGUUCCAGCUAGACGCCGACAUGGCAAUAGGGGGAGCGAAAGCCAUGUUCUUUUCCUCUUGUCCCGUACUCAGACCAGUAUAUUCGCCUGCUCGAUACACCUGCCCACUGAGAUUUUCUGCUAACCCGUUCUGUCUCCAAAAUGAAGCGUUAGUUCCCUCGGGGGUGCUGCGUUGGUCCAGAAAGCUGGCGUUGUGAGAAAAAGGACGCCUCUGGUGGUAGCUAAACGCGUUGCCAUCGAUGCAAGCCGGAACGCGAUUUGACAACAUUACUCCUAGCCCACCCUGUUGAGAUUGAUCAAGUAGGAAUGGCGUCUGACUCGGGCGCAUUUGGUUGUGAAAUUGAGAACCAAACUGUACUCGGUGAUCCUGAUAGGCACUGUUGAACGACAUUGGUUCAAAUC